This is a messenger RNA of Drosophila mauritiana, 1483 nucleotides long. RefSeq lists its product as uncharacterized. The record is from RefSeq and is a predicted model, not a curated record. The transcript is spliced from 2 exons. Bases 118 to 1461 code for a protein of 447 amino acids. Gene Ontology annotation, biological process: Golgi to plasma membrane protein transport; Golgi organization. NCBI's taxonomy places the organism in Eukaryota, Metazoa, Arthropoda, Insecta, Diptera, Drosophilidae. Gene Ontology annotation, cellular component: Golgi membrane.
ACAAACUCCUUUGUAGCGAGUUGGCAGCCCUUGGCCAUUGUUUUUGUUUUGCUGGCACAGCAAGAGAAAUUCUUAAAUUAGGAAAAUUUAGUUUGGCCUGGCCAAGAUUGCCCAGAAAUGGAAGCGAAUGAAAGCGCGGUGCAAGGAACGGACAAAUCACCGGCUUGUCGCACCAGCGGCGAUGGCAUGGAGCAGCCGGAAAACAGUGGAGCGGCCAAAACAGAGAGCGAAGUCCCAUCGAGUGCUGAUGUGGACAUCAAGGUGAAGAGGCCGCAAUUAUCGCGGAAAGACAGCUCCGUUGUCCAGGAGGCUGUCAUGGGCAGGAAGACAUCAACCAGCAGCGGCUACGCCUCCAAUUUGCCCCUUCCUGGCUUACAUACCCUGUACAGAAGGCCCGAGGUCGUCACCCGUAGUUUGGCGCCCGUUGUGCCCAAGGGGGAACUGGUCCAGAUGCGGCCAAGACUGGUCACCAGCGCGGACUCGCUGCCCGAACAUAAGAAGACCAAGGCACCGAAAUUCGUGCCGUACGAACCAUAUCCGGGUGCCGUGAAUCCCAUGAUCUCUGAGCCAACGAAUAAACACAAAAUCCAUCGGGAUAAGAACAACUUGGAUAUUGCAGUGCUGGUGGAUCAGGUGUCCACGCUGCGCACCCAGGAAUUGGAGACUGAGCCGACGGAUAUAAAGGAAACAGACACAGCCAGCAGCCAGGAGCUAAACUCACUUAAAGAGGAGCUGGCCAAGAUGCGUGAGGAACGCAAUUACUUUCAAGCCCAGUAUAAGUUCCAAACGCAGGUGAACAGCGAACUGAAGAGCCUUCUGGUGGCCUCCGUGGGCGAGGAUCUGCAGACACGGGUUAAUCUCCUCACGGAGGACAAACUGCAACUGGCCAGAGCUCUACUGGACACUGCAAACAAUUUGACCACCCACACCGAGCAGAUUGAGUUCCUGGCCGGCCAGUGUGAGGUCUGGCGAUCCAAAUUCCUCGCCAGCAGCGUUAUGGUCGAGGAGUUAGCACGCUGGAAAGCCGAUCUCACGCAGAAGAAUCAGCUACUGAACGAGUCAACGAAGCAACUGCUGCAUGCCACCCAUCAGAUCCGCGAAAUUCAGCUAGAUAUGCUGAAACAACUGAAGUUCCUGGCCAAGAUUCGUUUCCUCAACCUUCCCGCCACCGAUGUAAUCAGCCUGAGUGCCGAAAACCUGAACAUUCUCCAACGCAUGGUCCUGCACACUGGCGUGGGCAUUCCCGAGGAGACCCUAAAGUUGUCCAGCGCCAGCACCAGUCCACUUUGUGAGGCGGAGAAGUACGCGGUUAGGGCCUUGGAAUUCAUUAGUCAGCCCCUGAUGGCCACCGAUGAAGCCAUACGAGCACUUUUCGACCAGGCCCAGCGGCCCCACUACGUGCAAUCAGCUGCAUCCGAAGUAGCUCCUGCCGAUAAUCAGCAGCUAGAUAAAACGCAAUAGUUGUCGACAGAAAUCCAUGUUA